AUGCCACCUUCAGGAUGGGCUUUGAGGAAAUGUGGGGCUUUAACAGACAAACAAUAGCGCUCCUGCAAAUCGCAUUACCUCAAGUCAUAUGUAUUGCGUUUGAGGAAACGAACGAAAUAAGAAGGGCUUCUUAACCGAGUUGUUUUACGCCCCUGACGGCAAGGAAGCAGCGAAAAAGUAAAACAAAAUCUACCGACUCCCAAGUGAAUAAUUUCAGGUCUGUAGUAUUGGCUGACGGACCGUGUAAACGCGGCUUGUAAAAGGAUCCCACCGUGGUUGGUCGUGGUGUAUAGAAAGGAGCCCACUCAGCUCUCCAGGCUCCUCAGCCAUGGCGCUGCUGGCCUACCUGAAGAGCCUGUUCAUCCUGCAGCUGCUGAUGGGCUUUGUGUUCGUGGUGAGCGGCCUCAUCAUAAACUUCAUUCAGCUCUGCACCUGCAUCCUCUGGCCCAUCAACAAACGGCUCUAUCGCAUAAUCAACUGCCGGCUCGCCUACUCCCUCUGGAGUCAGCUGGUGAUGCUGCUGGAGUGGUGGUCGGGCACAGAAUGCACACUAUACACCGACCAAGCUACGGUGGACAAGUUUGGCAAAGAGCAUGUAAUCACCAUCCUCAACCACAACUAUGAGAUUGACUUCCUGUGUGGCUGGACUAUGUGUGAAAGAUAUGGCAUCCUAGGGAGUUCAAAAGUGCUAGCCAAACACGAGUUACUGAAGGUUCCUCUGAUUGGCUGGACCUGGUACUUCCUAGAAAUAGUCUUCUGCAAAAGAAAGUGGGAAGAGGACCGGAAGACUGUCUUCAGUUCACUGAAUAGGCUCAAAGACUAUCCUGAAUAUAUGUGGUUUCUGCUGUAUUGCGAGGGCACCCGCUUCACAGAGGCCAAGCACCAAAUCAGUAUGCAGGUUGCAGAGAGCAAAGGCCUGCCCAAACUCAAAUACCACCUACUGCCCCGAACCAAAGGAUUCACCACCACCCUGCAGUGUCUUAAGGGCACAGUAACUGCUGUGUAUGAUGUGACUCUCAACUUCAAAGACAACCAAACCCCCACUCUCCUGGGCAUCGUCAGCGGCAAGAAAUACAAAGCUGACCUGAGUGUAAGGCGGUUUCCGGUGGAGGACAUACCCGAUGAUGAGAAAGAGUGUGCCAUCUGGCUGCACAAGCUCUACCAGGAGAAGGAUGCCUUACAGGAAAGCUACAAAAAGGAAGGCAAGUUCCCCGGACCCACAAUCACUCCUAAACGCCGGCCAUGGACGCUGCUGAACUUCCUGUUCUGGGCCACCGUGCUGCUUUCGCCCCUCAUCAACUUUGCUUAUGGAGUGGCUGUCAGUGGCUCCCCGCUCCUCAUCAUUGGCUUCAUCAUCUUCCUCAUCAUAGCCUCGAUAGCUAUCCGCCGCCUCAUAGGGGUCACCGAGGUGAAGAAAACAGGCUCCAGUUACGGCAACCCGGAGGCCAAGAAAGAAAACUAAAGUGUCACCCUCCUCCGUGUGCGGUCACCCUGCGGCGUCUAACCCCUGCCCGCCUCCAUUCUCCUCCUUCUGUUGAGUCAGUUGGCAGGCUAGGGAGGAGACCCAGCUGUGAAAACAUAAUAGAGCCCAGAGAUAGAAAUACUAAUGGCACUAGUGAGAGAGAGCAUGGACAGUGUGGGCUUCACGCUCUCUGGUGUACAGAACAUGAGGAGGGGGAGAUGCAGCACUAUAUUCCCCUUGUUUCUUUCUUAAUCCCUCAUCCAUGUCCUUUAAGAUCCCGCUAACACUCAGGGUUAAGCUCCUAACCUGUGUGAGGUCACAUUUCCUGCUCUCCACUUCCUGUCAGUCAUCAGCCAAUCAGGGAGGGGCUCAUUCUUAUUGCCCAAAGACCACAAGCCGAUCUGUAUCUGAUCUUUUUAAUCUUAACCACCGAGGGGCAGUGUGUUUCUGCAGCAGCGUACAUCACUCUUUUCCUCACCCACUGGGACUUGUAAUCAGAACUGGUGCCUUGAGGCCCAGCCUGUUCUCCUUUAUCUUAAAGAGUCAUUUCACCCGAAUCACAGAACGAGUACCUGUUAACCUCCAGGUAUCAAGCCAUGCAGAUAGGUUUCAUUGUAUGGGCCAAUCCAAUACAAUGCAGGGAGGUCCAUUUUGCUCAAAUCAUUGCAAAGUACAUUUGAAAAACUUCAACAGCAAUGUGUCUUUCAGAAUAUAAGUCUAUUACUUUGGAUCAUUUCUGAAUAUGUUCAUCAUUACCUAAGUUGGUAGUGAAAACUGACCAUAUUGUUGGAUCAUCCAAGUAGUAAGCACAUUUCUGUUUUUGGAGAGGGACCUUGCUCUUGAGUUUUUCAAUAUUUUAAUUACUUUAAGCACCACCAACAACAUCACCUCACCUGUAUUGUCCAACAUCAUCUCCCCAAGGGCUCCCAAUGUGAAAUCUGUCCUCAUCAAGGACACCUGCCAUCUGUUACAGGUCUCAUGCGUCGCCCUCACCAACAACACACACGGAGUCACCCCGACACAUUAUUAUUAAUUUUCCCAUCUCGGUUCCUAUUUGACUUACUUAAUAGGACAUCGCAUGUAUGUUGUUUAUCAUUUUGACGAUUUCUUACCCCCUAAAUGUGACGUUGAAUCAACCAGCAAACCCAGUCGAAACACUGAAGCAGUUCAAUCGACCAAUCCCCGGUCCAGAAAAGGUCAGCUGUCUACAUGUAGCGUCGCAGUACUGAUGUUUUAACCUUUGCCUUAAAUCAAGCUUGCUCAGGCGAGGGAUUGCUUAUUCGCCACCCCUUUAAAACAGCACCCAUUUCUUACCUCUGCGCUCUGGCUGAAUAUUCAUCCUCUCCCUGCCAUCACAGGGCAUGGAGGAGCAGUGUGGAUUCAUUGGGUUUGAUUACCAAUGCCAAUGAGCAAAUAAAACCCUUGUUAUUCUUUCAAGUGAAAAGCUGUUGGUCCGUUAAAGGGCGUCCCCGUUCCUGUACAUCGUUUAUCAGUUAAACAAAGCUGCUUGCUUACACUCCAUGGGCAGGCAGCUCUGUUUACUCCCAACAUCGUAGCCAAUGUCGGUGCACAGCUCUAAAUAUUUCACAAUUUACAAAUCGGUCCUCCCAGAGUUGGUUCUAUUAAACUGCAACAAAUUAAACAUCGGCAGCUGCAGUAACAUUAGUGGAUUUCUUCCCCAAAACAAUGGUAGCAAGACAUGGAGGGGAUAUUUUGUGUUCUGCUCUCUCUCUCUCUCACCCCUCCCCUCCUGUGCCACCUGUAGUGUUAAUCAUUUAUUUUAGUUUUAAUUUGUCACUCCUCAGCAGCAAUACCUUGUGUACGUCCUCUCUCUGUAGCGUUAUGUCAACCCAGACAGAUUUCAUGCAAGCCUUAAUAGACACUGCUGCUUAAUUUUUGUGUGAAAAUGUAGAAGCUAAAUGAGCCCCUGUGGUAGUGAAGAAAAACAGUCCUCCGGUAUAGCAAGCAGGUUGCUGGGAUUAGUUGCCCUGCUGCUUCUUCUACAAUCUAACUUUCAAGAUUUAACAACUGGAUAAAGUCUGCUCCUAUGCACAAAGAGCUCUGUUCAUAAUCAACAUUUUUUACAAGGAGAUAUUUGAGUUGCUUUACCUCAAAUAUUUGUUAAAAGCUUUAGUAUCACGGCCUGCUCAAGAGAUCUGAUCAGAAUUCCAACUCAUUUCAAAGAUGCUGAGAAGUCCUGAUCAGUAUUUGGAAAAAGGUUUUUUAUUCAGAUCAGAAGUUUAACACAAGGUUGUUGUUUAUCUUUUUUCUGAGGUCUCCGAUGGAAUUAAAUAACAUUACAAAUUGAGAUUUAAAAAGUCUUUAAGUGGUGUCAGAGAUAAUUGAGUUAGUGGCACCUCUUGCGUCAGCUUUUCUUUGUUUUCUAAGGCUAUUUUUAUGUUUUCUUCAAUUAAAGCACUUAAGAAUAUUAAAGGAUUUCAUCACAAAGCAA
Messenger RNA from Gymnodraco acuticeps, 3914 nucleotides. RefSeq names its product 1-acylglycerol-3-phosphate O-acyltransferase 3 (gene agpat3). The record is from RefSeq and is a predicted model, not a curated record. Gene Ontology annotation, cellular component: endomembrane system; endoplasmic reticulum. Bases 329 to 1462 code for a protein of 377 amino acids. Gene Ontology annotation, molecular function: 1-acylglycerol-3-phosphate O-acyltransferase activity. The transcript has 10 exons. Lineage: Eukaryota; Metazoa; Chordata; Actinopteri; Perciformes; Bathydraconidae.